Messenger RNA from Racocetra persica, 247 nucleotides. The record is from the annotation of a GenBank genome assembly. NCBI's taxonomy places the organism in Eukaryota, Fungi, Glomeromycota, Glomeromycetes, Diversisporales, Gigasporaceae.
GGAUACUGUUGUAUUCGCUUUAAGAUUUGCAAUUUCAUCGUUAACAUUGGUUGGUUCUUAUUUGAAUUUAUUGAAUUGUUUUUGUUUAUGGGGUAUAUAUAAUCAAUUUUUCAUCGCGAUAUUUAAAAAUUUUGACUUGAGCAAGGUAUUAAGUAUGUUACGUUUUGUAGUCUUAUUUGAAGUUAAAGCUAAUAUUCAUCGCGUUGCGCAAUUAGAAAAAUCGCGAUUUUUUACAGAGACUUUCUGA